GGGAGGGGGAAUCUGAUUGGCUGAACCGCACGUCCGUUUUCUCAGCCACUUCCGGUUCUCGGUUAUCACACCGUGGCGAAUCUGGAGCUGCAGAAGGACACCUCGUAAUAUUGACAAACAUUGCAGAAAUGCUGUCAGAGGUGCUCCAGGUAGUGCGGGGUGCCGGCAAAGUCGGCGCUGCAUUCGCUGUCAUGCAGGGGGAGCAGCUGCGGUUGAUCGGCUGUAACUCCACUCUGGGGGCAGGAAUCAAAGCUGCCCAGGAUGCAGUUGUAGCCUGGACGGGCACCGUAAUGAGACAGGACGAGACAUCGAAGUCUGAGGAGUUCCCGGACAUUGAAGGAUGGGAACAGAUGGAUGACCAUGAAGCAGCUAAAUGGGCCGUGGGCUCGGAGCUCGCGCCAGAUAUCACUAGCAAGGAUGAUAUCUACGCUCCAACAGGAGCACCCAAAGGAAAUGGCUGGCCUGGGCAAAGUGCUCGGUUCUUGCACGUCACAGUGCCUCGUAAUCACACGAGGUUCGUUCACGACUCUGUGGUGGCCAGGCUGAGUCCGGAGGACAUCAAAAAGGCUCGGGAGGUUAAACAGAGUACCGCCCGGCCUGUUCGGCAGAAGCUGAAUGAACGAGCCAAAGAAAGGAAGGUUCCUGUGACUCGGCUUAGUCGACUUGCAAAUUUUGGGGGUUUAGCCGUUGGACUGGGUAUUGGCGCCAUCGCUGAGGUGGCGAAGCAGUCGUUCGGAGGCAAAAAACCAGAAACGGGAGCUGUGUUGGAUUCGCCGCUCCUGUCCGAGGCCAACGCCGAGAGAAUCGUCAACACGCUGUGUAAGGUGCGAGGGGCAGCGCUGAAGAUCGGGCAGAUGCUAAGCAUUCAGGAUAACAGCUUCAUUAAUCCACAACUGCAGAAGAUAUUUGAGAGGGUCAGACAAAGUGCAGACUUUAUGCCGGCCUGGCAAACAAAUAAAGUCCUGGAGGAGGAGUUGGGGGCUGACUGGAAGGACAGGCUGUUAUCAUUUCAGGACAAACCCUUUGCCGCUGCCUCCAUUGGUCAAGUGCAUCAUGGAGUUCUGCCUGAUGGAAGAGAAGUGGCUAUGAAAAUACAGUACCCGGGAGUGGCCGAGAGUAUCAAAAGCGACGUGAAUAACUUGAUGUCUGUGCUGAAGAUGAGCGUACCCCUUCCUGAGGGACUUUUUGCAGACAGCAGUCUCGAGGUCCUUCACAGAGAGCUUGCCUGGGAGUGUGACUACAGACGUGAGGCAAAGUGUGCCAAGCGCUUCAAGACUCUAAUGGAAGGAAACCCGAUCUUCAAAGUCCCAGAGGUCAUCGAUGAGCUCACCACAGGGCGUGUGAUCACAAUGGAGCUUAUCAAUGGAGUCCCUCUGGACAGCUGCGUGGAUCUGGAUCAGGAGAUCAGGAACAAGAUAUGCUUCAGCAUCUUGCAGUUGUGUCUCCGAGAACUCUUCGAGUUUCGCUUCAUGCAGACGGACCCCAACUGGUCCAACUUCUUCUACAAUGCGGAGGAGGACAAGAUUUACUUGUUAGACUUCGGUGCUUGCAGGGAAUACCCAAAGGCCUUCACUGAUGAUUACAUUGAGGUGGUGCACGCGGCCUCAGUCGGAGAUCGAGCCCGAGUUCUGCAGAAAUCCAAAGACUUGAAUUUUCUCACUGGCUACGAAACGAAGGCUUUCGCGGACGCUCACGUGGAAGCGGUGAUGAUCCUGGGAGAAGCGUUCGCCUCUUCGGACGCCUUCGACUUCAGCACCCAGAGCACAACACGUCGCAUCCACAACCUGCUCCCGGUGAUGCUGCGUCACAGGCUCACUCCUCCUCCCGAGGAGACGUACUCGCUGCACCGCAAGAUGGCCGGCUCCUUCCUCAUCUGCUCCAAGCUCAAGGCGCAGAUUCCCUGCCGAGAAAUGUUCCUCGACGUCUACGAAGCGUACAAACAUCAGCGUGGAGAAUAGACUCAGCCGAGACGCCUGUCUGGACGUCUGAGCAGAACUCGCCACAGGUCUGGACGUCUGAGCGGAGGUUUUCUGGAAUAUGAGAACUUUUUAUUUGUAUUUUUUUUUUUUUUAUUAAAUGAGUGUCAUGACUGAGGAGUUUAAUCACAAAUAAAAAGGAAACGUGUGUGUGUGUGUUUUCAUGUUUUCUUUGACAGACCUCACACACUUGGACAGGUGGAGAAUUGAAUUGUUACACUCCUUGCAGAAUUAAGUGAUGUGUUAUUAUUCAUAUCUACCUUUUGUAUUAUUGUUUUUUUUGUUUAAGUUUUUUUGACCUUUGUAACAUAAAGAAUCCAGUCAAAGUCCGAUUGGUGGGCUUGGAUAA
Messenger RNA from Silurus meridionalis, 2325 nucleotides. RefSeq names its product coenzyme Q8B (gene coq8b). The record is from RefSeq and is a predicted model, not a curated record. The transcript has 15 exons. NCBI's taxonomy places the organism in Eukaryota, Metazoa, Chordata, Actinopteri, Siluriformes, Siluridae. Gene Ontology annotation, biological process: ubiquinone biosynthetic process. Bases 129 to 1958 code for a protein of 609 amino acids. Gene Ontology annotation, cellular component: extrinsic component of mitochondrial inner membrane. Gene Ontology annotation, molecular function: kinase activity.